CUUCAUCUCUCGUUCUUCAUCAAUUAUCACGGAGAUGAUGGCCAUGUCCCUGGCGAUUUAAGCUCAAUUUUCCCGUUCUUAUUACCAUGGAUUGUGUGUGGUGAUUUGUCCAUUGAUUCCCAGUAUAUACAUAUACUACUAUCAAUUUAUGCGCUCGAUCGGGCUGGCCCCUAUUUCCAUCAUAUUUCUUACCGAUAGCUUUGUCGAUAGUUACUUGUACCCAGUUGAUGCGUUUGAGCGGCCACGACUUUCAUCUUAUUCUUUUCAACAGAUAUCUAUGAUACCCAAUGAUUAUUGUUUGUUUGACUACGCGUAACGUUUUGGUUUGGCUUUCGGUUUCCACAGUCCGGGCCUGUUUUUGGAGGCAUUUCAGCAAUGGAGAACUCCUUUCCUUCUGUCAUGAGUCAGUCGGGCCGGGGUGACCUGGGAGGCGCUCAAAUGGUCAUUCAGCAGUAUGCCAGGUAUCCUCUGGAGCCGGCACUGCAUAGUGCUUCUUCGAUGGGUAGUGCUCGCAGCCGAAUACCUGCUUCCAGGUCUCCUCCCCUCCAUCGCAAAGAGACCCCCCGCAGUCUGCAAUCUUCGCCAGCAGCCCCACGAUCGGUGAUCCCUCCGGCGUCUACGGUACGUUCAGGGCCAUCGAUGUCACCUCCAGUGUUUGAUCCGCUUCGUCAAAGGCCGGCGAGGGACUCGAUGGACCGGGGCGAGUCUCGCACCCUUCCAUCCCGUGAUGUGACGGAUGAAUCAAUUGACGAGGCCUAUAUCAACUUCAUCCUUUACUGCAACCCGGGUGUUCCUCUAUCUGUGGAUACAACUGAGUUGCGAAAGACGUUCCGGUCGCCUCCACGGAGUGAUGGCAAGAGUUUUAGCAUCUUCAACCUCUGGGAACUGAUUCGCAGGCUUGACAAUAAAGACCUGAAAACAUGGAUUCAGCUGGCUAUUGAGCUAGGUGUUGAGCCUCCUUCUUUUGAAAAGAAACAGAGUACACAGAAGGUCCAGCAGUACACUGUUCGACUCAAGCGUUGGAUGCGUGCAAUGCAUGUCGAUGCAUUUUUUGAAUAUUGCCUCGGUCAUCCGCAUCCGUACUACACACAACUCCCCCCGGCCAGCACCCUUGUCAGUGAAAGCCGCGAUGGGGUUCCACUGGAAGAAGACCUGGCUCUGCGAGCCCUUGUUCCACAAUGGAAGCCCAAGCGUGGGAGGAAACGUGCUGAAGACAAAGAAAGUGACGAAGGAAAGCCAGUCAAACGACCUCAAUUGGAUACUUCCGUCGGCACCUUGUCUACCGGUUCCUUUCCUACUCACUCUGCAACAUUCCCUCAGAGUGCCAUCCCUUUUAGUGCAUUUCCCGAUGAUAUGGAAUCAAACGAUCCAUGGAUGACUGCGGCAUCCUCGUUUCCUGCAGAUGGUGCUUCUGAGGCUGGGGCUGCUCAACAAGGCCAGGAUCUUCGGUGGAGACCUCUGGAGAGAGAUGCUUCACCUGCUGGAUAUCCACAGUCUGCCAUCAUCCCGAGAGGUCACCACCCAUCAGAUAUAUUUCUAUCUGCAGAGCCACGGUCAGCAGUUACACCAUCUUCUGGGGAAAAGGCACGAUCGAGGAGAAGACAUGGUCCUGCGGUAUCAUCUGCCUGGCCCAGUAGCAAUGGCUUAUCCACAGGCAAGACACGAGGAAGACCGCCAAGCAAGGGCACUGUUUCCGGUCCAUUCUCAACCUUUCCUGUUAACCCAGGGCGCAUUGAAUCACCUCAAGUUCAAAACCCCGGCCCUCGGUCUUCUCCUGCUAUUGUGAUUGGACAGGACACCCCCACUCAUCUUUCGAAUCCACAGUACAACCAGUCGCCGACACCAUUUGCGCAACCAAACGGCAGGCCUAGUAAGCUUCAAUUACAGGUCCCUCAGCAUCCCGGUGGCCCCGUACGUCUUGCAACACCACCUACUUUGCUUGUAAAUGGAGUCACCUCUACACAGUCACACGGGUCCAGCAAGCCGAAUGAUGGACCAAACGAACCGUCUCGCAUCCCAAUCGGGUCUUCUAACUCUUCUAAUGGGAAUCACCAAAGCACCCAAUCUGGAUUGAACAUCACAACUGAAGACGUAAUCCGUGUGCUGUCGACUGAAUUGGUUCACGCAAGACUUGUCGGGCGAGUAUUACCCCUGAGUGCUGAGGAAGCACGCAGUCUAGCCGUUUCUAUUGUGCAGAAGCUGAGUACCUCGUACUCUCAGCAUCCCGCUGUGUCACCGACUAUAAUGUUAUCCAUUCACCUCGGACUAGGGCAUCAUUUCGGUAUUACGGAGAGCAUCCCGAGCUCAAUGGUUAUUCAUGCCAGAGCGCCCUCUGUGGCCACUUUCGACGGAUCUGGUGCUUCCGGAAGUGCUGUUUAUACCGUAUCUCAUGAAUAUAAAACCGGUUCUUGCAUUUCAACAAAGGUUACUUGCAGUGAUCUUGAGGUUGGAAAUUCGAAUAUCAAGUCUGAUGAUGCAUUCAAGAACGAUUCAUUCAACAACAGCAUUGAAGAAUCUGACGGGCUGACCGAUGCUGAAUUCGAAGAUGAUGGGGCAGACAGCACUGUAUCCGAGACAACGUGGAAACAGCGAUACCUGAAACUCCGAGCUCAAAUGCAAAAGAAAGACCGUUCCUUGUCACAAUACAAACGCAAGAUUCUUGAAUCUGUCAUGGCAGACAUAUGAUCAGUUGUCUGCAGCAUAUAUUUUACUUUUCUACAUUCUCCGCCCAUGCCGGUCCUGGACAUAUUGAUGAUCUGUUUUUGGAAAUGUGAAGUGCAGAUGAUGAUACCUAUUGCUGUUUUUUUUUUUUUGGUUUCAUAGUCUUCCUUUACAGAUACCCCAUGAGCGUUACCCACCUGUCAUUAGUGUAUAUUUCAAUGUCUUU
This is a messenger RNA of Aspergillus wentii DTO 134E9, 2887 nucleotides long. RefSeq names its product putative ARS binding protein Abp2 (gene abp2). The transcript is spliced from 2 exons. Bases 376 to 2685 code for a protein of 769 amino acids. The record is from RefSeq and is a predicted model, not a curated record. NCBI's taxonomy places the organism in Eukaryota, Fungi, Ascomycota, Eurotiomycetes, Eurotiales, Aspergillaceae. Gene Ontology annotation, molecular function: DNA replication origin binding.